Messenger RNA from Cladocopium goreaui, 1413 nucleotides. Lineage: Eukaryota; Dinophyceae; Suessiales; Symbiodiniaceae. The record is from the annotation of a GenBank genome assembly.
AUGUUCUCAGACAGUAUCUUUCCAUAUCUUUCCGUCAUAGUCACAUCUCAGGUGAUUCACCACACAUUUUUGACACUUGUUGUGCUUCUAAAGCUCUGCAGAGAUGGAUUUCCGGAGUCGUCAUUUCAAGUCCCAUUUGAUUUGCGGCUCUCAGCUGCUGGGCGCCCGGCCGCGCAUUUUUUGGCGCCAAAGUUGCAGCCAAAACAUGGAAACAACAGAAAAGACAGCCCCCUGGAUUUUUUGGACUCAACUCUGCACCCGAAGUCAGGCGUCGUAGAAGGACUCAUGGAAAACCAAGAGACAGGCAGAGAGCAAAAAACAAAACUUGUGGAGCUGGAGAAGGGUAUUGAAGGCAACAAGAGCGAGAAAGAGAAACGAAGACAGAAACAAAGAAUCCUUGCAAUCUUCUUUGGAUCAUUGGGAGUUUGUUUACUGGCGUGGGUUCUCCCACAUAGCAUCAAAGAAGAGGAAGUUCUGGAGGUGUUCGGCAAAUAUGAGGAGGCAUUCUCCUGGUGGAAGAUAUUGAGCCCCUUUGGUCGGGUGGCGCAAUUCCUGAUCUUGCUUGGAAUGGCCGCACUGAACGUGACAUUUGUCACCAGCAAUUUCUUAUCUUUACCAAAGAGGGAUCCAACCGAGACAGCAAACAUGUCCAAGUACUUCGUCGCUUGGCUCGAGUCUCCAAUGGUGAUUUGCUUCGGUUGCCUGACUAUGGCCCUUUUCAUGCACGCAGCGUGUUCUGGAGCAGACGUUGCGGGGAUGGUGAAAUGUCUUCGGUUCACUGGCAGCUUCUCAGCCUUGCGAACCUUGCAGAUGGCGAGCCCCUUCAACGCCAUGAAUGAAAUUCUUGAGACCUAUCGGAACAAGGGCCUUGCAAUGGCCGCAGUAUCUUUCCUCCAUCUUUCUUUCUUUGCUCCGGUGGCUGUGAUGGCGGUCCUUGUGAAAUUGUCCCAAGUGGACUUUGCCACUGAGACCAUUGUCGACCAUUGGAGCCCCUUUCAGUUCUUGGCUUUCGCUGCGUUCAUCAACAACCUCGCCGGGUUGCGGGGAGACAUCUCGAAAGAACGAAAACUCGCAAUUUUCAAAUCCCAGGACUCCAGAGAUCCAGAAGCAGUGCUUGAUGUCUGGGAAAAACAGCUUGGAACGACACUGCAAAAACUCUAUGGUUUUCUCCCAGCACUGGUGCUGAUUGGCACCCUUUCAGUGGAUGAUGUAUGUCACUUGCUGAAUCCAACCAUCAGGUAUCACAGAUAUCAUCUAGUCUCUGAAUGAUUUCGGUGAUGAGCCGAAGCCUUAAGGGCCAAAUUGUGGCCAAAUGGCCACAUGUCCCUGUUUCACUCCAGGAUGGGCUUCCAAAUGGAAAUCUCGAAGUGGACCAAGCCAAUGCAUCCAUCAUCAAUCACAUUUUGGUCAAAC